AUGGCGCAAGCGAAAUAUUCGAGAAUAGAUAACAAAAGGUCUACGUCGGGUUACUGUUCGACAGUGACUAUUGUUGUGUUUGUGGCUCUAUGCUUGGUUGGGCUAUGGAUGAUGACGUCGUAUUCUGUAGUUCCUGUGCAAAAUGUAGAUGAGUCUUCAGUGAAUAAUAAGAAUGAGGUGAAAGAACGGACUGAGGUGAAGGAUCAGGUAAGUGAAGCCACUAGUGAUGCCAGUAAUAGCAAUGCUCGGCAGUUUGAAGAUAAGCAGGGAGAUCUGCCUCAGGAUGCAACCAAAAUGGAUAGCAGUGUCACAUCUGAAAACAAUCCUGUUAUCCCAGAAAAACAGGUAGUUACUGAUAAGGCUCCUGAAGAUACCAAGCUGGUAUAUACUGAUUCAACUCAGUACGCGAAGCCUUCUGAUUCGGAUGGGAGCAAUAACAAACCUGUUUUUGGUGAGGAUAACAAGAAAUCUGAUUCUGAUGAGGGUGAAAAGAAGUCCAAUUCUGAUGAGAGUAAGAAGUCGGAUUCUGAUGAGAGCGAGAAGAAGUCUGAUUCUGAUGAGAGCAAGAAGAAGUCCGAUUCUGAUGAGAGUGAGAAGAAAUCUGAAUCAAGUGGUAACGGACAAUCUGUUUCAGAUGAAAAGGGGAAUAGCCCUGGUUCAGAUGAAAGUGAAAAUAAAACUGAUGACUUGAAUGGAACAACAGAUAAUAAAACAGAAGAAAAGGUAGAUCAAAGUGAUAACCAGGGGUCUGAUGGAAGCUCUAAUGAGAAGAAAACAGAAGAAAACACCAACAACCACGGCUCUAAUGAGAUGCUCCCUUCUGGGGCCCAUUCAGAACUUCUGAAUGAAAGUACAACUCAAAAUGGUUCUUUUUCAACACAAGCAGCAGAGUCAAAGAAUGAAAAUGAGAUUCAAAAAUCCUCCAAGCAGUCUGCUGGGUUCAAUUGGAAACUCUGCAAUGUCACUGCUGGCCCUGAUUACAUUCCAUGCCUUGACAACUUGAAGGCAAUUAAGAGCCUUCGAACUACUAAACACUAUGAACACAGAGAAAGGCAAUGUCCUCAAGAUCCUCCUACCUGCCUUGUCCCUCUUCCUGAAGGAUAUAAACGCCCAAUUGAGUGGCCCAAAAGCAGAGAGAAGAUAUGGUAUUCCAAUGUUCCACAUACUAAGCUUGCUGAAUAUAAGGGGCACCAGAAUUGGGUAAAAGUUACAGGCGAGUAUCUUACUUUUCCUGGUGGUGGAACCCAAUUCAAACAUGGUGCACUUCAUUACAUCGACGCUAUACAACAGUUCGUACCUGAUAUUGCUUGGGGAAAACAAACACGUGUGAUAUUAGAUGUUGGAUGUGGUGUUGCCAGCUUUGGUGGCUUUCUCUUUGAAAGAGAUGUACUUACAAUGUCAUUUGCACCAAAAGAUGAACAUGAAGCUCAGGUACAAUUUGCACUUGAAAGGGGAAUUCCUGCUAUAUCUGCUGUGAUGGGCACAAAGAGGCUUCCAUUCCCUGCUAGAGUAUUUGAUGCAGUCCAUUGUGCACGCUGUAGAGUUCCAUGGCAUAUAGAAGGUGGAAAACUUCUCUUGGAGCUGAAUAGAGUAUUGCGACCUGGUGGUUUCUUUGUAUGGUCUGCUACUCCUAUUUAUCAGAAGCUUCCUGAAGAUGUAGAAAUAUGGGAAGAAAUGAAGGCACUAACAAAAGCCAUGUGCUGGGAAGUGGUAAAUAUCAGCAAGGAUAAACUUAAUGGAGUUGGUAUAGCUGUAUACAGGAAGCCAACUUCUAAUGAGUGUUAUGAGAAACGUACCAAGAAUGAGCCUUCUCUAUGUCAAGACUCUGAUGAUCCUAAUGCUGCGUGGAACAUUUCAUUGCAAACAUGCAUGCACAAAGUGCCAGUGAGUUCGACAGAACGUGGGUCACAGUGGCCAGAGAAAUGGCCAGCAAGACUCAGCCAAUCACCUUACUGGUUAUCAAACUCUGAAGUCGGAGUUUAUGGAAAGCCUGCUCCCAAAGAUUUUGCGGCUGAUUAUGAAUACUGGAAACGUGUAGUGUCCAAGUCUUAUCUAAAUGGGAUGGGCAUUCAGUGGUCCAAUGUGCGCAAUGUCAUGGACAUGAGAUCUGUCUAUGGAGGGCUUGCAGCAGCUUUGAGAGAUUUGAAUAUUUGGGUGAUGAAUGUGGUUCCGGUAGACUCGCCAGACACACUUCCUAUUAUAUAUGAACGGGGGCUAUUUGGCAUAUAUCAUGAUUGGUGCGAGUCAUUUAGCACAUAUCCCAGAUCCUAUGAUCUACUUCACGCAGAUCAUUUGUUUACAAAGCUUAAGAAAAGAUGCAAGUUUGAAGCUGUAGUGGCUGAGGUUGAUAGAAUUCUCAGGCCUGAGGGAAAGCUUAUUGUCCGUGACACUGCUGAGACCAUUAACGAGCUUCAGAGCUUGCUGAAGUCUAUGCAGUGGGAGGUUCGCAUGACUUACUCUAAAGAAACACAGGGCUUUUUAUACAUCCAGAAGUCCAAAUGGCGGCCUACAGAAUUGGAAACAGUAGAGUAUGCCAUUGGUUAA
Molecule: messenger RNA, 2544 nt
Organism: Lathyrus sativus (Indian pea)
Lineage: Eukaryota; Viridiplantae; Streptophyta; Magnoliopsida; Fabales; Fabaceae
Source: the annotation of a GenBank genome assembly